ACUACUCUUGGGACCACUUUGACAACAACAAGCACUGGCCCUUUACGAAAGUGUUCUGCUCAAGGCCGUGCUCGGCAACUGAUAGGGUAUUCCACAGCAUCAGACAUCCAAUACGAAAUACUUACGUCGGAAGUCUCGUGAAGGUUGACGCCAAUAUGGGAGUAAAGACGGAAGUGUUCCGCAUGAUGCUGUACCUGUCCUUUCCUGUGGCCAUGUUCUGGAUCUCCAAUCAAGCAGAUUAUUUUGAAGAGUAUGUAGUGAAAAAGAAGAGAGAGAUCUACCCACCGGAUGAGAAGAUGCAUAGAAAGGAGCUGGACGACUUCAAGGAGCGAAUGCGAGAUCGAAAGGAACAGCGGCUGCUUAAACAGAUGGGCAUGCAGUCAGAGGAGUAAAGAGGACAGGGCAGCAGAGGAAGAUGAGGAGCAGGUGGGUGAGAAGGAGGAAGAAGAAGAAGGAAGAAAAGGCUGUUUAAUUCCAACCUGCAGCCAGAAUCCUGUGGUGCACUCUGGGUGUCCUGUGGGUACAGCAGUGCCUUUAAGAUCAAGUGUUUCAGUUCCAUGUCAGUUCAGGAAAGAAAUUAUUUGAAAAACCAUGGGCAUAUUUAAAUUCAUGCCCUGAUCAGAAUAAAACAAUGCAAAGAUGUGAAUGCAGCAGCAGCACGUGUGCGCACCCAUGCACCUGAAGAAGGCGUUGAGAUGUAACAUACUAGAUUAAAACACAGAUGUAAUUGCUAUGGAAAUGUGUUAUUUAUUGUCUUUCACAACUGAAAAAUGCAUAUCCUACUUUUAGAGUUUUUGUUGUAUAUACCGCCUUUCAUUAAAAUUCUAAAUUAUUGUGCUUUAUAA
Molecule: messenger RNA, 845 nt
Organism: Conger conger (European conger)
Lineage: Eukaryota; Metazoa; Chordata; Actinopteri; Anguilliformes; Congridae
Product: protein PET100 homolog, mitochondrial
Exons: 4
Coding region: 156-392 (78 amino acids)
Biological process (GO): mitochondrial respiratory chain complex IV assembly
Cellular component (GO): mitochondrial inner membrane; mitochondrion
Source: RefSeq, a predicted model, not a curated record